CAGUUUUCAGAAUUAGAGAGAGAGGAGUGUAUUUUGGGGUUGAGUGAGAAAAUGAUCGCUCGUAGUGUGGUCUCUCCUGGUUCACGCCUCGCGAGGCGGUUCUGUACAGCGGUUUCAGCUCAGGCAGCCGGCGGCGAGGCUUCCGCUUCUGCUCCGCCUCCGCCGGCAGCGAAGACGGCGGCUGAGUCGAGGGCAGCGACGAGUAAGCAUCGCUCGUUGUACAGGACACUAUCGGGGCUUGGGGCGGAUGCAGGGACAGUGGCAGGAGCGUUGAAUCAGUUCAUAUUGGAGGGUAAUCCCGUCAGAAAAGACGAGCUCGUUCGCUGCAUCAAGGAGCUCAGAAGGUUCCGUCGAUACCAGCAUGCCCUCGAGGUAUAUGAGUGGCUGGAGAAAAGGAAAGUUACAUUUUCUGUCACCGACCAUGCAAUGCGUUUGGAUCUUAUUGCAAAGACCAAAGGUUUAGAGGUGGCUGAAAGUUUCUUUAAUAGCCUCGACCCUGCUGCCAAGAAUGUGUCGACUUACGGGUCGAUGUUGAACUGCUACUGCACGGGUCUUAUUGAAGAAAAGGCGAAGACCCAUUUUCAGAAGAUGAGUGAUCUCAAUCUUGUUGCAAAUUCUUUACCGUUUAAUAAUAUGAUGGGCAUGUAUAUGCGGCUGGGUCAACCUGAGAAGGUAUCCGGGUUGGUUGAUGAGAUGAAACAGAGGAACAUCUCCCCCUGUAGUGUUUCUUACUCUAUCUGGAUGCAGAGCUGUAGCAGUUUAAACGACAUAGAUGGAGUGGAGAAUGUUCUUACCGAGAUGGCCAAUGAUAGCGAAGAUAAAUCUACGUGGAACACAUUUGCUAAUCUGGCGGCAAUCUACACUAAAGCUGGGCUUAUUGAGAAGGCAGAGUUGGCCCUGAAAUCUCUGGAGGAAAAGAUGAAUCCUCGCAACCGUGAUUCCUACCAUUUUCUCCUUAGUUUGUAUGCUGGAACUUCGAAUCAUUCUGAAGUUUACCGAGUUUGGGACACUUUAAAGACGUCUCUCCCUGAGGUGAACAACACGAGCUAUCUUGUCAUGCUUCAAGCACUAAACAAGCUAAAUGACACAGAUGGAGUUCGGAAACUCUUUGAGGAAUGGGAAUCACGAUAUCGUACUUAUGACAUGAGGUUGGCAAAUCUCGGGAUUAGCAGCUACUUGAAAGGAGACAUGUACCAAGAAGCCGAGGCUGUUCUUUCUGAUGCCAUGCAAAAGUGUAAAGGGCCAUUCUCAAAGGCAAGACAACUUCUCACGAUCCACCUGUUGAAGAAAGGGGAAGCGGGUUCGGCUCUGAAGCAUUUGGAAGCAGCUGUUUCUGGGGAGAAGAAAGACGACUGGAACUGGAGCUCGGAAUUGAUCGAAUCUUUCUUUCUUCACUACCAGAAAACGGAAGACGUCGAUGGAGCAGAAGAAUUCUGCAGAAUUCUGAAGCAUUUCAGGCCUUUUGAUUCGGACAUUUACACUCUUCUUCUGAAGACUUAUGUUGCUGCAGGGAAAACGUCUCCAGAUAUGCAGGAGAGGCUGGAGGGAGAUGCGAUCGAAGUGAACGAUGAGCUCAAGGAAUUGCUUCACAAGGUUUGCCCUUAACUAUUACUAUUAACCAUUCUAUGAUGGAUGAGUCUUUGUUCUAUGAUGGGGAAGCAGAUACCAAUGUGAUAAGGAUCCUCGAUCGGUUACUAGUUUCUUCUUCUUGUGUCAUGAAUCUUGAUAUUUUGUACUACUAAAUGAUAAUAUUGUUGGGUGGGUGGACAUUCUUGGUUUGUGGAAAUCUUCUGUGUGAAAUAACACAUCCUAUUAUGACA
This is a messenger RNA of Tarenaya hassleriana, 1820 nucleotides long. RefSeq names its product pentatricopeptide repeat-containing protein At1g02370, mitochondrial. The record is from RefSeq and is a predicted model, not a curated record. Lineage: Eukaryota; Viridiplantae; Streptophyta; Magnoliopsida; Brassicales; Cleomaceae. The coding region runs from base 52 to 1605 and encodes 517 amino acids. Gene Ontology annotation, cellular component: mitochondrion. The transcript has 2 exons. Gene Ontology annotation, molecular function: protein binding.